AUGUUGAAACCACUAAUACUCGCGGGCUUGUCGCUACUCGUGGCAUAUCUCUACAAUAAGCUACGAUACAAGCGUUUCCAACAGCAUGCUGGUAUUCCUCAGUUGCCCCCUUCACUACUGCUUGGUCAUCUCAAGCUGAUGGGUGAAUACCUUGCACGUGGCCCUGCAGACCGUCAUCCGGAUAGCGUUUUCAUACAAAUGAACGAAGAUCUAGGCAGACCACCGCUGAUGCUUGUGGAUCUGCGCCCUGUCAAUCGUCCGAUGGUUCUUGUUCGUAGCCAUGAAAUCGCCGAGCAAGUAUCAAGGGCCUCUAAAAUCUUUCCAACCAGUACUCCCAAAGCCAAUCCAAGAUAUUUGGAACCUGUCAUUGGUCCAACAUCCAUACUUGCUUCACAUGGUGAAGAGUGGAAAGCACUCCGGAAAAGAUUUAGCCCAGGGUUCGCACCCCGGCAUCUUAUAACUAUGUUGCCUUGCAUUCUGGAUAAGACUAUUAGCUUUGUCGAGCAUCUAGACUCAUUCGUGAGAACAGGCGAUGACUUUUCGCUUGUUCCUUUUGGGGUUAAUCUAACGUUCGAUAUAAUUGGCGCGGUUGUUAUGGGCGAGGAUCUUCACGCCCAACAUACCAAUCCCGAUAGCCAGAGCGAGCUUAUACGAACUUACAGGGAGCUACUCAGUGCCUAUGCAGAUGACAAGGCAGACCUACCUUGGUGGCUGAUUCCUCGGACGAUAUUGAAACGUCGUCGUCUUGGAAAACGUAUUGAUACGAUCGUGAAAGCUAUAAUCCAGCGAAACCAUACCGUCAAAAGAGAUAACGCCCGCAGCAUCCUCUCACUCGCUUUACAGGAUACCGAAGUUCUUACACCCCAGCUUAUAAAUGAAGCCUGCGAUCAAAUUAAAACGUUCCCAUUUGCUGGCCACGAUACUACUAGCACAGCCAUCGCAUGGAUAUUGUACGAACUAUCACUGACACCGCACGCUUUGAAAGCCGUUCGUACCGAACUCGACGAUAUUCUUGGUCCGGAGACCGGCGUGGCCGAAAUACGGGCAAAGCUUCUUUCCCAUGAUGGCCCAGAUUCAUUGCGCCGCAUGAAAUAUAUUGCAGCUGGCACUGUACGGACACCCGACGGCCAGGACCAUUGUCUUGAUGGAAUGAUAAUAUAUAACUGUGAAAGUCUCAUACACCGGGACCCUGAUGUUUACGGUGAUUCGGCCAAUACCUUCGUACCAGAGCGAUGGAUCGGGGAAGACGAUGAAUUAUCUAAGAAGCAUUCGACCGACUUACCUCCCAACCAAGUCCCUCAUAGUGCUUGGAGGCCCUUCGAGCGUGGACCUCGCAGCUGCAUCGGACAAGAGUUUGCCAACAUCGAAUUGCGUGUCAUCAUUGCUGUUGUAGCCCGUCGAUAUAACUUCGUGAAGGUUGGUCUUGGCGAGAUUGAGAUGGACGAAAUGAAUCUACCAGUUAGAGCUAACGGAGGGCGGUUUAAGGUCAAGUCAGAACUCUACAACACACGACAAGUCACUUCUAAACCAGUGGACGGGAUGAGAAUGAAAGUGAAAAUAGCAUAA
Daldinia decipiens is the source of this 1566-nucleotide messenger RNA. Its product is annotated as cytochrome P450. Gene Ontology annotation, molecular function: iron ion binding; monooxygenase activity; oxidoreductase activity, acting on paired donors, with incorporation or reduction of molecular oxygen. NCBI's taxonomy places the organism in Eukaryota, Fungi, Ascomycota, Sordariomycetes, Xylariales, Hypoxylaceae. The transcript is spliced from 4 exons. Bases 1 to 1566 code for a protein of 521 amino acids. The record is from RefSeq and is a predicted model, not a curated record.